AUGGGACAUCUUACAAUUUUGCAGGUGAUGAGUAACCUUCCAAAGAAAAUAACAAUUAUGGCAGAACAGAGAGGUGUUCCAUACGAUAGAGGAUGGGCUUGGAUGAUUGUAGUUGGUUAUUUUUUCAGUAGCUUUAUCAUGUUGGGUGUGGCUAAAUCAUAUGGUUUAUUGAUGAAGCCACUUAUGGAUGAGUUUGAUGUUGAUAUCACAAUUGCCUCACUUGGAAAUGCAGUUAUGGCUGGAAUUUAUACAUUGGCUGCCAUCGCCCUAGUAACAACACACGCUGGAUACAAUUCAGCAUCAUCUUCAGGUGAUUUAACAUCCACCACUGGUUCACUGGUAACAAUUGGUUCAGCAACCACUUUGUUCCUAGCUAGAUCAUUUCCUAGCAAUAAGGUAACACCCUCGACAGGGAGAUUAGGACGAACACCUACAACAACUGCACCAGUGUUUGUAGCUCUUGGUCAACACUUUACAGAGAGAUCUGUUGUAAUGUUUGGAGCUGUCUUUGCAUGUAUCUUCAUCUCCUUGUGCUAUCUUAAGAUUGGUAUUUGGUAUUUAAUUUGGAUGUACGGUAUAGGCACAGGGAUUGGAAAUUCCUGUUUAUAUGGAAAUGGUGUAGUUAUGAUUGGCAGCUAUUUCAAGAAAAUACGUACACGAGCUAAUGGUAUUGCCUUGUCAGGUGCUAGUGUUGGAACGUUUGUUAUUCCUCCUCUAAUGGAGUUCUUGUUACAGACAUAUGGACUUCCAGGAACGUACCUUAUCCUAGGAGGUUUGUACUUGACUGUAGCUGUUUGUGGUGCCCUUUACCGUCCACUGAUAUUUUAUACAAAUGGCGGAAAAAAGGAGGGAAGCGACGAAAAGCAUAAACUAAUAGAGAAAGAUCUAAAUGAUUAUUUUACUAGCACUGGUUCAUUAGUUAUUGAAUCAACCAAAGGUUUGGAGCAAGUUGUACAGUCGGUAAACUCUAAUAAACAGCAUGAUAGUAUCACGAUCAAAAUCUUUGGAAAACCUAUAGUAAUUCCAAAAAUAUUUCAUUUUUCAGUGCUGAAAAUGCCGGAGGUUAUGUUUUAUACCAUUUUCUCAUUUCUAGUAUUUUUUGGAUAUUUUAAUUUUAUCAUACUAAUGCCAAUAGAUGCUGCCAGUAGAGGAUUUGCAAGCUAUGAAAAAGCCUGGCUCGUUUCUUGUGCUGGUAUAGGCGAUCUCAUUGGGAGAGUAGUUGUGGGAAUCGUAGGAGAUCUUAGAAUAAUAGAACGAUAUAAAAUAAUUGGCGCCACCUGUAUAUUUUGUGGUAUAAAUAUAUUAAUAUUCAACUUUGCCACUGUAUUUUGGUGGUGUGCUAUCCAUACAACGCUGUAUGGAUUUUUUGGGGGUGCAUACGUUGCCCUGAACUCAAUAGUACUGAUUGAUAUGGUUGGACUAGAGAUUAUGCCCAAAGCAAUAGGAGUAAUUCUACUUAUACAAGGACUUGGUGCAGCUAUUGGACAACCUGUUGAAGGGGCCAUCAAAGAAGCUACGGGGUCAUUUUCCCUUUUAAAUUAUAUAAAUUCUUCAUUAAUGAUUAUUGGAGGUUGUAUGAUGUUCCUGUAUCCUUUAGUAAAAAAUGCAAGUAAAUUAAAAGAUAAAAGUGAUGCAGGACAAGAAGAAGAAGAAACUUGA
Molecule: messenger RNA, 1659 nt
Organism: Mytilus trossulus (common blue mussel)
Lineage: Eukaryota; Metazoa; Mollusca; Bivalvia; Mytilida; Mytilidae
Product: monocarboxylate transporter 12-like
Exons: 6
Coding region: 1-1659 (552 amino acids)
Biological process (GO): transmembrane transport
Cellular component (GO): membrane
Molecular function (GO): monocarboxylic acid transmembrane transporter activity
Source: RefSeq, a predicted model, not a curated record